Molecule: messenger RNA, 2257 nt
Organism: Epinephelus lanceolatus (giant grouper)
Lineage: Eukaryota; Metazoa; Chordata; Actinopteri; Perciformes; Serranidae
Source: RefSeq, a predicted model, not a curated record
UCCAUUUAGUACAGUAGGUUAUGAGGUGGGUUAACGGCACGUGCCACAGAUGCUCAUUCAGACUGGGAUCUGGGGAAUUUGGAGGCCAGGUUGACACUUUGAGGUCUUUGUUAAAAGCUCCAAAUAUAAAAGAAACAGUGCAAGGUGGGCCCAGUGCACGACAGCUGUUGCAAGGUACAUUGUUAAGGAGAUGGUGUCAUAUCACACAGUUGAUAAAGCAAGUUUUAAAGACCUGCUACAAACUUUCGACAAACAGUACGAGCUGCCGUCCCGUAAAUAUUUCACCAAGACCGCCAUUCCCGAGCUGUACAACGCAACAAGGGAACGCAUCUCAAAGGAUUUGAAAGUGGUUGACUUCGUCGCUUUCACCACAGACAUGUGGUCAAGUGUGAACAUGACCCCCUACAUGUCUGUGACCGCGCAUUAUAUUUCUGAGGACUGGAAACUGGAGGCGAAAUGUCUCGAAACAACUUUCAUCCCGGAGAACCAUACUGCUGCGGUACUGGCUGAGGGGCUGAGGGAGGCUAUCCAUAAUUGGGAUAUAGAAGAGAGUAAAAUCUCUUGCAUCACCACUGACAACGGAGCUAAUAUUGUUGCGGCCGUUUGAGAGCUCAAAUGGCCAUGGCUGAACUGCUUCGGGCACAAUCUGAAUGUGGCAGUCAAUUAUGCAAUACAGAAGGAAAAAACAAAAACUGAUCGGGCUUUAGGUGUCUGCCACGCUAUUAAUGGCGCUUUCUCUCACAGCUGGCAAAGACGAAGAGAGCUCAGCAAGGUGCAGGAGGAGAUGAAUCUACCUCAACACAUGCUGAUAACGGAUUGUGCAACUUGUUGGGGAUCGACAUAUGCCAUGGUACAAAGAAUCCUCGAACAGCUCCCUGCUAUCAAAAGGGUCUUUGCUGAUGACCAGAGCCGUCGCAAGCAUUACUUGGCAGGACACUGCUGUCCUAGAGGCUGUCAAGGAUGGGUUGAAGCCUGUCGCAGAAUUUACUGACAUUUUAUCUGCUGAGAACUAUGUGACAGUCUCAUCUCUGCUGCCCAUGCUGCAUCUUAUGAUGGAUAUCCUGAAGGAGGAGGACAGUGAUGUAGAGAUGGUCAAAGAACUGAAAAGGAGGAUCCUGGAGAAAGUGGACUCAAAAUAUGCGGAAUCAACCCUUCAGUGGAUGCGCAAAGCCACCCUCCUUGACCCACGCUAUAAGGGGGACCACAUCAAUGCCCCGGCCCUUGAUGUGAUCAAAAGUGAGCUUGAGGAUGAGAUGGUGGCGUAUUGGAAAGCCAAAACUAAGCCAUCUGUACGCAUCAGAGUGGAGGAAGAGGAGGAAGAAGAAGCAGCAGCAGCUACUGAGAAGCAGUCAGCUAAGAGGACCAAAACACUGGGCAGUCUUCUGGGAAGGACGAAGCAGCCUAUGGCCACAAUCCCUGCAGAGCAGCGAGCUAAUUCUGAAAUGACAUCCUACUUGCAAGAGGAAGUCAUUAAUGGUGAUGACAAACCACUGGGAUGGUGGAGUGCCAACAGCAACAACAGUCGCUUUCCUUUGCUGGUAAACAUGGCUAGAAAAUACCUGUGUGUCACUGCUACCAGCACCCCAUCAGAGCGUGUGUUCAGUGUUGCUGGCAACAUUGUUACUCCCCAACGCAACAUUCUCAAACCAGAGAAAGUAAACCAGCUGGUUUUCUUAGCCAAAAAUCUUUAGGCAUACACAUGUCUGCCUAAAGGUAGACUCUAGGUAUAACUCCAGUAUAUUAAGCUUACAAAUUUGAGUUCAUAUUGUUUCUGGCUGUGUUUAUUUUAAUAUAUAUUUAUUUUUAUUUUAACUUUAUUUUGUUAUUGUAUAUUAUUCAUUUUAUUUAUAAAACAACAAGGCUACUUAUCUGUGGACAUUGAACAGUUUUUGGAGUAGGACUGAAGGCUGCUAGUAUGUAAACUGAGGUUUUCAUUUUUGAUUUUUGUUUAUUAAGGCCUAUUAGGUUAUUUAUUAUUCUUUGUUCAGGUUAUGGUUGACCUGGCAUCACAGCCUGUCUAUUUUAUUUACAAAAAGGACAUAAUUUAUUUCUAUAGCCCUCCAGCAGGCUGAAGACAAAAUAUGUUUUCUGUUGUCUGCUGACAUUAUUUCAUUGCACUUUAACAACAAUGAAUAAUUGAAUGGCCUAGUUUAUGUGCCACAUUUUCUUUUACACAAGUUAUUGUUUUUUAUGUGCCAUAUUUUUACACAAGUUGUUGUUUUUUAAGCCAGUGUUUGCAAUAAAACUAUUUUUGACU